AUGGACGGAGGUAGGUUCUCCAAUAAUCAAUGUAUACUUCCGAAUGGUCAAGUGUACGGUAGAGCAUAUCGUAAGGAAUUCCGAAUGAUGACUGACGACGAACGCCUCAGAUUCCGCAACGCUAUGUGGGGUAUUCGUAGCACGCAGUAUUUGGCCCUGUCGAGACUGCAUUCCAGCUACGUGACAUCACCAGCUGCUCAUUCUGGACCAGCGUUCCUUCCAUGGCAUCGAGAGUUCAUUAAA
Messenger RNA from Ostertagia ostertagi, 243 nucleotides. Lineage: Eukaryota; Metazoa; Nematoda; Chromadorea; Rhabditida; Trichostrongylidae. The record is from the annotation of a GenBank genome assembly.